AGGUCGUGAACACCAGCCAAUCGGUUCCGGAUGCGGCGUCUCCGCCCACAACACCCCUCUCUCUCUCUCGGUAGUAUGGCCGCCGUCCUGUAGCCUUUGGUGUGCUCAGACAUAAGAUUAUAGCUUUUAUACUUUAAAACAAUGUCGGCCCUGCUUUACCUGAAGAAGUCUUUGAGCAGACUGCCUCCGAGCGUCGCUCGGCAGGUGGUCGCCUGCUGUUAUCACACCGAGAAAGGUGUUUACGGUUACCGACCCAAACAGCCCGAGAGCCCGCACAAGUUACAGAGCGACCGCAUCGCAGCGCUGAACCAAGAUCAUAGUCUGGCCCGUCUGGUGGAGGCGUAUAGAGCACAUGGACACAAGGCUGCUAAAAUUAACCCCUUACUGCCCCAACAGCCUGUUAUGGACAGCAUCCCGGAGAUAAACAUGCUGACCAGCACCAUCACAGGACAACUAAACACCUCAGGUCUUCAACACUUUGGCAAGACGCAGGCUUCUGUCAAAGAAGUUCAGGCGUACCUGGAAGAAGCGUACUGCGGCCACCUGUCAGUGGAGACCAGCCAGCUGAGCAGCCUCGAGGAGAGAGAGUGGUUCGCCGACCGCUUUGAGGAACUCAAGAAGACGAGUUUCUCCACCGAGGAGAGGAGGCGGCUGGCCAAGAUCAUGCUGGAGUCUCAGGAAUUUGACCACUUUCUUGCUACAAAGUUCUCUACUGUUAAACGUUAUGGAGGAGAAGGAGCAGAGAGCAUGAUGGGCGUCUUCUACGAGCUUAUCCACCAGCUGGCUCACAGCGGCGUCACGGACAUGGUCAUCGGCAUGCCGCACAGAGGCCGACUCAACCUCCUGACAGGCCUGCUCAAGUUCCCACCAGAGCUCAUGUUCCGGAAAAUGCGCGGCCUCAGUGAGUUCCCCGACGCCUCGCCUGCCAUCGGGGACGUCCUCUCCCACCUCACCUCCUCAGUGGAGCUGGACUUCGGAGCCAAGCGGCCGAUUCACGUGACCAUGCUGCCCAACCCGUCUCACCUCGAGGCGAUCAACCCCGUUGCUCAGGGCAAAACCAGAGCCAGGCAGCAGCUCAGGCAGGAAGGAGACUAUUCAGCUGAAGAGCACGCCCAGCCAGGGGACCAAGUCGUCUGUCUGCAGGUCCAUGGUGACGGCUCUUUCCCUGGCCAGGGGAUCGUUCCAGAAACUCUGACCAUUUCAAGCCUCCCUCACUACAGAGUGGGUGGGAGCUUCCACCUCAUUGUGAACAACCAAGUGGGCUACACCACUCCAUCGGAGAGGGCGAGAUCCUCUCUGUACUGCAGUGAUGUCGGUAAGAUGGUGAACUGCGCUGUGAUCCACGUAAACGGCGAUGAUGCAGAGGAGGUGCUGCGGGCCACUCGGCUGGCUGUGGAGUACCAGCGUCUUUUCAGGAAAGACGUCAUCCUGGACCUGAUCUGCUACCGUCAGUGGGGCCACAAUGAGCUGGACGAGCCGUUCUUCACCAACCCGGCCAUGUACAAGAUCAUCCGAUCCCGUAAGAGCGUCCCUGACUCGUACUCAGACCAGCUGAUCUCCGAGGGUCUGAUGACCGACGUGGAGCGUGACGAGAUCAAAUCCAAACACUACGCCAUGCUUAAUGACAAGCUGUCCAACAUGACCCUGUACAGCCCUCCACCCACCAACCUGCAGGGCCGCUGGGGGGGUCUGGCCGAGCCGCAGGCCAAAGUCACCACCUGGGACACAGGGGUCCCCGUCCCCCUGCUGCAGUUUGUGGGAGCCAAGUCUGUGGACAUCCCCGAACAAAUCCAGAUGCACAGCCACCUCAAUAAGACCCAUGCACAGGCUCGGUUGCAGAAGUUGGAAGAAGGGACCAAACUGGACUGGUCCACAGCAGAGGCUUUGGCUUUCGGUUCUCUCCUCUCACAAGGCUUUAAUAUUCGAAUCAGCGGACAGGACGUUGGCAGAGGCACGUUCAGUCAGCGGCACGCCAUGGUGGUGUGUCAAGAAACUAGCGAGAUGCACAUCCCUCUGAACCACAUCAGCCCUCAGCAGACCGGCUUCCUGGAGGUGUGUAACAGCCCGCUGUCUGAGGAGGCCGUGCUCGGGUUUGAAUACGGUAUGAGCAUCGCACAGCCGAAGCUUCUGCCCAUCUGGGAGGCUCAGUUUGGAGAUUUCUUCAACGGAGCGCAGAUCAUCUUUGAUACCUUCCUCUCUGGAGGUGAAGCCAAGUGGCUGCUGCAGUCCGGGCUGGUGAUCCUGCUGCCUCACGGCUACGAUGGAGCCGGGCCUGAACACUCCUCCUGCCGGAUGGAGCGCUUCCUCCAGAUGUGUGACAGUAAAGAAGAAGGUGUGGACGGCGACAAUGUGAACAUGGCCGUGGUGAACCCCACCACGUCUGCUCAGUACUUCCACCUGCUGAGGAGGCAGAUGAUCCGGAACUUCCGCAAACCUCUCAUCGUGGUCGGACCCAAGAUGCUGCUCAGAUUCUCUGGGGCAGCGUCCAGUCUGACUGAACUGGCUCCAGGAACCUCUUUCAGACCAGUGCUGGGUGAUGCUUCAGUCUCAGCCGAAAGUGUCCAGAAGGUGGUGCUGUGCUCAGGGAAGCAUUACUAUGCCCUGCUGAAACAGAGGGAGACAUCAGCAGCCAAUCAGAACACGGCACUGAUCCGUGUGGAGGAGCUGUGUCCGUUCCCACUGGACGCCCUGCAGCAGGAGUUCAAAAAAUACCCCAACGCCAAAGAGUUUGUUUGGAGUCAGGAGGAGCCACAGAACAUGGGGCCCUGGUCUUUCGUAGCACCCAGGUUUGAGAAGCAGCUGGCCUGCAAGCUCCGGUUAGUGAGCCGACCCGCUCUGCCCGCCCCUGCUGUCGGCAUCGGGACCCUCCAUCACCAGCAGCAGGAGGAGAUCCUCGCUGCUACCUUCUCCUAAAAGACUCUAACUGGGAACUAAAAUAAGCCAGUAAACAAGCAUACGCACAACCCUGCAUACUGGAACCUGCUGUGGUCCUCCGAAGCAUCGUCACACUGAAGGUGCUGAUACACGGGGCCUUUUAGACGGUGUGAAUGUGCGGUUAAAAAAACAUAUUGGUCACUAAUAUAAAGAACAAAUCAAAGAAAAUGUUUAAGAGAAUAGUGUUUGAUCAUUUUAACUGUUAUAGUCAAACACAGGUUUUAAUUAUUGUGUUUAUGGUUUGAAGGAAAGGCCUGAAUUCCUGUUGUUUCUGAUGUUUUGCCCCUUUUGUCUUAUUUACUUUGCCUGUAUUCUUUAUUUGUUCAGUGACAAGGCAUUACGAUGAGAAAAAAGGACAAUUUUAAGCUGUUUGGAUCUGAAUCAAGGCCUUAGAGACCAUGUUUACAAUGUGAUUGCAGUUUAGAAGCACCAGUAGUGUUUGUAGCACCAGUACCAGCUCCAUGUUUCAGGAAUCAAAACGGUUCAGUCGCCUCAAGCAUUCAGUCCAUAGAAACUGUUAAUUCUGUACUGUUUGGAAUGUCAAAUAUCAGUAUAAGUUGUUGGAAAUGUCCCUGAAAUAUUUAUAUAAGAACAGGAGUACUUGAACUGGAUUUCUGAAAAGAGAUAAAGAAGAAUUGUUACCAUUUGAUUUGAUUGUUGGGUGUUUAUCCAACCUUGAGUUCAAGUAUUUGGAGAUUAUGUGGUACAAAUUGGGGCUAAGUAAUACUUCAUCAUGAGCAUUAUUUACUCAAGCUAAGACUUGAACUACAAAUAAAAGCAUUAAAGGGCUUAUGUAAAUAAUUCAGAUGGAUUUCAAAUGAAAAUAUUUUCAAAUAAAUCUA
Molecule: messenger RNA, 3776 nt
Organism: Centropristis striata (black sea bass)
Lineage: Eukaryota; Metazoa; Chordata; Actinopteri; Perciformes; Serranidae
Gene: dhtkd1
Product: dehydrogenase E1 and transketolase domain containing 1
Exons: 17
Coding region: 142-2913 (923 amino acids)
Biological process (GO): tricarboxylic acid cycle
Molecular function (GO): thiamine pyrophosphate binding; oxoglutarate dehydrogenase (succinyl-transferring) activity
Source: RefSeq, a predicted model, not a curated record